UGACGAAAUAUGUGUUCAUUCGUGGUAUGAAAAGCAUAUACAAUGUUUCACGGGUCUAUGGUUAGAACAUCACAUGAUUCUUGAGGUCAACUGUAUACAGAUGAUGAACAUCACAGUAACGUCAUAUUGAUCGCAGUCUGUCAACUUGUUGUCAGAUAUGUUCGAGUGAAUCACAGAAGUAUCAGAUUUUGCGGGCAGUGAGUCACCUAAUUGAUGGCUCCGAAUUCGUCCACCUCACAGUAUUUCGUCGUUCUGAUAGGCUCAAGAUCGUAGCGGGAGAGUAGUAUGUCCGUCAUACAUACAAAUAGCAGUUUUGAAUAAGUUGAAGCACAGUCAUGCAACCAUCGCAUGUCUUCGAGUUCAUCGUGUCGGCUUUUAUGAAUGCCCCGCAAUUGGAUGGUCGCAAUGCGCGUGUGCCGGUAGAUCUCAGCGUCAAGUCUCGAAAAGCACGUGUUCGCGUAUAUAUCAAACAAAAUGACGGAAACUACUGUGCAACCGUGCCGCAGCUGCCAGUGACAACCACGAGAUUAAAUCGCUAAACAAUCUCCGUUUACCCUCUCGCUGACAUUCGAGAAUGUAAAUUAUAAUUAUCGUUGAAGCUGUAAAUUGCAACAAAACGUUUAUUCGAUACUGUUAUGAAUGUUUUGUGUUUACUGACUUGGUGACAUCGAAAUGUUGAGAUCAACUAAACAGUUUGCGUUUGAAAUU
Molecule: messenger RNA, 708 nt
Organism: Plasmopara halstedii
Lineage: Eukaryota; Oomycota; Peronosporomycetes; Peronosporales; Peronosporaceae
Exons: 1
Coding region: 336-539 (67 amino acids)
Source: RefSeq, a predicted model, not a curated record